AUGUCGAUGGCAAACGUUCCCGAAGAUACGAUAAAAGAUGAAGGACUUGUAGCGGUGGUGACUGGGGCAAACAGCGGCGUUGGCUAUGAGAUUGUAAAAGGACUGAACAUGGAAAAAGUUAAGGUUUACAUGCUAUGUCGAGAUGAAGGUCGUGCAACUACUGCAAGAAAUAGUUUGAUAGAGAAUAUCGCUAGAAUGCGAAUGAAUUUACAGGCGGGAUGCGAUGCAAAUCGGCUUAUCAUUGUAAAAUGUGAUCUGGCAGAUUUCAACAGUAUUCGUGCAUGUGUCAAAGAACUGUCAAUGAUGGAGGACAAAAUCGACAUUCUUAUCAACAACGCUUCCGUGAUUUUUCUCCCGAGCUACCAGAAGACUGUCGAUGGGCACGAAAUGACUUGGCAGUCUAAUUAUUUAGGCAUGCAAUCAUUGUUCUUCUAG
Cylicostephanus goldi is the source of this 435-nucleotide messenger RNA. NCBI's taxonomy places the organism in Eukaryota, Metazoa, Nematoda, Chromadorea, Rhabditida, Strongylidae. The record is from the annotation of a GenBank genome assembly.